AUGUUCAUCACGUUGGGUUUCCUGAUGGUGUAUUCUGUUGGUCCUUUCGUCUCUUAUCACGUCAUUGCCUACUUGGGCCUGGCAAUAGUGACGGUCUUCUGCAUCAGUUUUUUCUUUAUGCCGGAGUCACCUAUUUUCCACUUAACUAAAGGUAAUAAGGAAGCUGCAACGGAGUGUCUGGCCAAAAUUCGCGGUCGUUCUCACGAAGCCGUGAAAAGUGAGGUUGACAAAAUGGAGAGAGAAAUUCAAAUGUCUAUGGCUAAAACUGCCACGUUCGCCGAUGUAUUCCGUGGAAGCAAUUUCAAGGCGUUAUACAUCUCGUUGACGUUGAUGCUCCUGCAGCAGGUCAGCGGUAUCAACGCUGUGCUCUUCUUUUUGAGCAAUAUCUUCUCAGAAGCCGGAGCCAGCCUUGAUGCGUCCAUUUCGGCUAUUAUUGUUGGAGCAAUGCAGGUGCUUGCAUCCUCGCUUACCCCCUUUGCGGCCGACAAACUUGGUCGUCGUCCCCUGCUGCUCAUUUCAAGUUGUGGUACCAGUAUUGGACUAGGUCUUUUAGCAGUGUACUUUAUCCUUGCUGAAAAUGAAAAUCCUGUAGUGGAGAGUAUCGGCUUCCUGCCGAUCGUGGCUUUAGUCCUGUUUAUAGUGACGUACUGCUGGGGCCUGGGGCCUCUGCCAUGGGGCCGUCAUGUCCGAGCUCUUUCCAAUCGAAGUUAA
Molecule: messenger RNA, 711 nt
Organism: Arctia plantaginis
Lineage: Eukaryota; Metazoa; Arthropoda; Insecta; Lepidoptera; Erebidae
Source: the annotation of a GenBank genome assembly